CGUCCGAAUGGCACGCUUUCAUCGCUCGCGCAGCUGUCGUAUGCCCAUUUCAGCCCCGUCGAAGUUCAAAACCCUCUCUAAAACCCCACUCGAUCUUCUUCUUUCCUAAAAUACCCUUCUCUUCUCUCUCUCAUGGAUUCUUCAAUCACACCACUUAAUGAAGGCAAUCCCCAUUCUUUCAUUUCCCCCAAACAAGAACCGAAGCUCGAACCCCCAGAUGAAGAAGAACAUACCCCUCUCCCAAACCCUAACUCUCUCAAAGAAGAAGUCUCCUCGUCGGAAUCUGACAUAUAUGCGGAAUUCCUCCGAAUCUCCCGCCUCUUUCACUCUGCCUUCGCCGGAAAGCUCGGCCGCGACCUCGCUGUCCUCAGCCCUGGCGCCCUCCCCAUCGUCCCUACCAAUCCUCCACCGUCGAUCUCUUCCGCUAUUGUCCCCGUGACAAAACGGAAGAGACAACGCUCCACCGAGAUGGUCCGCGUCUCUUCUCUCACCGUCCAUGACCAGCAGCACUUCCGCGAUUCAGUCCGCAAGACUCGAAUCACCUAUGAAUCGCUCCGGCUUUUCUUGCUACGGGAGGAAUGCCCGAGCCCUGUCACCGGCAGACGGACGCGAGCGGAUUUAAAGGCUGCGGCGGCGAUGAUGGACCGAGAGCUGUGGUUGAACAGGGACAAGCGCAUCAUCGGUUCGAUCCCGGGCGUUGACGUUGGCGAUCUGUUCUUUUUCCGGAUGGAAAUGUGCGUGAUCGGAUUGCACGGCCAGGUUCAGGCGGGGAUCGAUUAUGUGCCGGGGAUCCGGUCUUCCAAUGGGGAGCCGAUUGCAACCAGCAUCAUUGUCUCUGGUGGGUAUGAAGAUGAUGAAGACAAGGGUAACAUGAUAAUCUACACAGGUCAUGGUGGUAGGGCGCGGCAGCAAAUGCGGCACAAUGUUCACCAGAGGCUCCGGGGGGGCAAUCUUGCACUGGAGCGGAGCCGGCAUUACGGAAUUGAGAUCCGUGUGAUUCGGGGGUUGAAGUAUGAGAGUAGCCCCACUGGUAAGGUUUAUGUCUAUGAUGGUCUGUAUCGGGUUGUUGAUUAUUGGUUGGACGUCGGUAGAUCAGGUUUCAGCGUUUACAAGUAUAAGCUUUUGAGGAUGGUGGGGCAGCCAGAAAUGGGCAGUGCGGUUAUAAAAUUCACAGAGAAUUUGAGGAAAAAUCCCCUAUUGGGUCUACCUGCUGGCUACAUGAGUCUUGAUAUUUCAAGAGGGAAAGAGAAUUUACCUGUUUAUCUGUUUAAUGACAUUGAUAGUGAUUGCGAACCGAUGCUAUUUGAUUACCUUGUUCGCCCCAUAUACCCUCCAUUUGCAUUUCAGCAGGUGGGUGGUGGCGUUGGGUGUGAUUGUAUUUCGCCUUGUUCGGAUGGUUGUUACUGUGUUGAAAGAAACGGGGGCAAAUUGGCAUAUGAUGAAGAUGGGAUUCUUUUGAAAGGGAAGCCAUUGAUAUAUGAAUGUGGUAGCUCAUGCCGCUGCCCUCUGAGUUGCCGGAAUCGAGUUAGCCAGAAAGGGGUAAAGCACCGUUUGGAAGUGUUUAGAUCGAGAGAAACAGGUUGGGGGGUUAGGUCCUUGGAUUCCAUUCGGGCUGGGGCUUUUAUCUGUGAGUACUCGGGGAUUAUACUCACAAGUAAACAGGCAGAAGUGGUUGCCAUGAAUGGUGACAGUUUGAUUCAUCCGAGUCGGUUUCCUGAACGGUGGGUGGAAUGGGGGGAUUUGUCCAACAUUUUCCCUAGAUACGAACGACCUGCAUCCCCAUUGUUGCCUCCACUGGGUUUCGCAAUGGACGUGUCGAGUAUGAGGAAUGUUGCUUGCUAUUUCAGUCACAGCUGUAGUCCCAAUGUGCUGGUGCAGUUUGUAUUGUUUGAUCACUAUGAUCUAUCAUAUCCUCAUCUUAUGCUCUUCGCGAUGGAGAACAUCCCACCUUUGAGAGAGCUGAGCAUUGAUUAUGGGGUGGCAGAUGAAUGGGCAGGAAAGCUAUCUCCAUAGCCAAAUACUUCCUGCUGGUGGUACCUGGAUGUGGAUGUGGUGCACUGUUUUUGACAGCGUGCUGCACUCAGACUCAUUUUUGCAGUUUGAGGCGCCAGCUGUACUCACUCUCUGUAUGUCCUCCCUCAUAUUUAUGUCUAAGCAUUCAUUUUCCCCUUAUCUUUUUUGGAUGCUUCAGUUGUUGUUAAUUAGCAAGCCUUGCCAAACUUUCAUCGUCUAUCUAUUCAUGAGGUUACUUCAGUUCCUUUUCAUCCCACUGGGGUCAUCAUCCAAGUGAAAUAUAACCUAAAGUAAAGCAUCUGUCAUCUGCUUCAAUUCAGUAAAUAGAAAUGUCUCACUACUUGUAUGAA
Molecule: messenger RNA, 2363 nt
Organism: Magnolia sinica
Lineage: Eukaryota; Viridiplantae; Streptophyta; Magnoliopsida; Magnoliales; Magnoliaceae
Product: histone-lysine N-methyltransferase family member SUVH9-like
Exons: 1
Coding region: 133-2013 (626 amino acids)
Cellular component (GO): nucleus
Molecular function (GO): protein binding; histone methyltransferase activity; zinc ion binding
Source: RefSeq, a predicted model, not a curated record